Molecule: messenger RNA, 831 nt
Organism: Gastrolobium bilobum
Lineage: Eukaryota; Viridiplantae; Streptophyta; Magnoliopsida; Fabales; Fabaceae
Product: high-affinity nitrate transporter 3.1-like
Exons: 2
Coding region: 106-726 (206 amino acids)
Biological process (GO): nitrate transmembrane transport; response to nitrate
Cellular component (GO): plasma membrane
Molecular function (GO): nitrate transmembrane transporter activity
Source: RefSeq, a predicted model, not a curated record
UUCCAAAUUCCAAUUCUUGGCUGUUCUCUCAAGUUUUCACAUUCUCACACUUUUGACUUUACAUUCAGAAAGGGUUAGUUUGUUGGAGUUGAAAACUGAGUAACUAUGGCAGCAAGCGGGAUUCUUGUGGUAGCAUCACUUCUUCUUUGCUGUUUAGCUGGAACUUGUUAUGGGAAUGUUCUCUUCUCUUCCUUGAAAAGAACCAUUGAUGUCACUGUUUCCUCCAAGCAGGGACAAGUUCUGGUAGCUGGAUUCGAUAAAAUCACCGUGACAUGGGCUCUGAACAAGACCUUACCAGCUGGGACCGACUCUGCCUACAAAACCAUAAAGGCGAAGCUAUGCUACGCGCCCAUCAGCCAACAGGACCGCGCUUGGAGAAAGACCGUCGACAACCUCUCCAGGGACAAGACCUGUCAGCACAUGGUCGUAGCCAGACCUUACGAUGCUUCCAACAAAACGUUGCAUAGCUUCGAGUGGUUGAUUGAGCGAGACGUGCCCACAGCCACGUACUUUGUACGCGCUUACGCACUUGAUUCCAACGCCGUGGAAGUGGGUUACGGCCAAACCACGGAUGCCAAGAAGACCACCAACUUGUUUGAGAUCCAGGCAAUCAGUGGACGCCACGCGUCCCUUGAUAUCUGCUCCAUUUGCUUCAGUGCUUUCUCGGUGUUGUCCCUGUUUAUGUUCUUCUUUAUUGAGAAGAGAAAGUCAAAGGCUUCUAAGUGAUUUGAGUGACGCAGGAGGCCAACAUGAAAUAAAUUCAUGGCAAAGUUUACUGGUUUACGAAUGGUUUAUUCCAUAGUUAUAAAUAAAUCACAAUGGUCCUAUUUU